CAAUACUGUCAUCAGUUAAAAGUUUUGACAUUUUAAUAUGACAAGAACAGAGUUGAUUUUAUUUUUUAUAUUUUGCAACAUAUGAUAUUAUUUUCAGUUGGAGCUGUGAGUUUGUCGCGUUAAUUGGUGUUGUGAUUGUUGCGCGGUUAUACAAAAUAUAUUUAAAAUCUGGCGAACAUUAAAUAUACAUUAAAGGAUAUUUUAAUUUUAACGAAAACAAUUUUUUAAAAAAUUGUAAUACGAGUUUUAUAAUAAUCGUUAUUGGAACAUAAGUGCAGGCACAAUAGUACAAAUUUUACAAAAUGCUGACGAGAACAGUAUUUCAAGGAAAUCUGAUUAAAUUGUACGCCUCGGCCAGGGCAGCUCGUCUCACUGCAACAACUCAAAUAUUGUCUCCGUUGUUUCUAAACGCAAACACACGACAGUAUCAUGAAGUGGUUGGUGAUACACUCUGUCCAUCACAAGUAAUGGGCAUCGAUCACAUCAGAGAUCCGCGCUUAAAUAAAGGCUUAGCGUUUACUCUCGAAGAACGUCAAACACUUGGCAUACACGGCCUGCAACCCGCCAGAUUUAAAACACAAGAAGAGCAGCUGGCAUUAUGUAAAAUUGCUGUAAAUCGGUACACGGAUUCUUUGAAUAAGUAUUUGUAUCUGACGGACUUGUCUGAUCGUAACGAACGAUUAUUCUACCGUUUUAUGGCGGAAAAUAUCAAAGAUAUGAUGCCUAUUGUAUACACGCCAACCGUUGGUUUGGCAUGUCAACGAUUCGGUUUAAUUUAUCGUCGUCCCCGUGGUUUGUUUAUAACAAUUAACGAUCGUGGUCACGUUUUUGAUGUCAUCAAAAAUUGGCCUGAACCCGACGUACGUGCUAUUGUUGUCACAGAUGGGGAGCGUAUAUUGGGUCUUGGUGACUUGGGUGCUAAUGGAAUGGGUAUACCUGUUGGAAAGCUUGCUUUAUAUACAGCAUUAGCGGGCAUAAAACCACAUCAAUGUUUGCCUAUAUUAAUUGAUGUGGGUACCAAUAACAAGGAUUUGCUCGAAGAUCCUUUAUAUGUGGGUUUACGACAAAAACGUGUCUCAGGUCGGGAAUAUGAUGAUUUUAUAGAUGAAUUUAUGGAGGCUUGUGUUAGGCGUUACGGACAGAAUGUGCUUAUACAAUUCGAAGAUUUUGGAAACCAUAAUGCUUUUAGAUUCUUAGAUAAAUAUCGUAACAGUUUCUGCACAUUCAAUGAUGAUAUACAGGGAACUGCGUCAGUAGCUGUUGCUGGCCUUUAUGCUUCAAAACGUCUUACUAAUAUGAGUUUCUCAGAUUACACUUUUCUAUUUGCUGGUGCUGGUGAAGCUGCACUUGGUAUUGCGGAACUUGUAGUUAAAGCAAUGGUUGAGGAAGGUUUAGGACUAGAGGAAGCACGCAAUAAAAUUUGGAUGUGUGAUAUUGAUGGCUUACUAACAAAAGAUCGUCCAGAUGAAAAACUUGAAGGCCACAAAAAAAAUUUUGCAAAAGAUCACAAACCUACAAAGAACUUGCAAGAGAUUGUAACAGAAAUAAAACCAAAUGUGUUAAUAGGCGCUUCCGCUGCUACUGGCCUUUUUACUCCAGAAAUUCUACGUCUUAUGGGUCAGAACAAUAAAAGACCAAUUGUAUUUGCAUUAUCAAAUCCUACUAGCAAAGCAGAAUGCACUGCACAACAAGCUUAUGAGAAUACUGAUGCACGUGUUAUAUUUUCUUCAGGCUCACCUUUCCCACCAGUAAAAAUAAAGGGAAAAACGUUCUAUCCCGGUCAAGGAAAUAAUGCAUAUAUUUUCCCUGGUGUGGCUUUAGGUGUAAUUGCUACCGGUACUCAUCAUAUACCCGAUGAGAUGUUCCUAAUUGCAGCACAAGAAUUAGCAAACAUGCUAGAAGAUAAGGAUUUAGAACAUGGAUCAUUAUACCCUGAUUUAAGUAAUAUACGGGAAGUUUCAAUACGCAUCGCAAUGGGUGUAACGAAAUCUGCAUACGAUUUGGGACUUGCAUCUACCUAUCCAGAACCACAGGAUAAACGAAAAUGGCUUGAGAAACAAUUGUACAACUUUAAUUAUGACAGCUCUAUGCCGGUGACAUGGUCCUGGCCACGCAUGCCGUAUAUCAAGACUCGUGAAUUAGUUCCAACAAAGCUCUUUGGAGAUAAAACUGAUAAAAAAGAAGAUAAUAAAAAAGAAGAUGAAAAUAAAAAGAAAGAAGAUAAACCUACAGAAAAGACGCCAGUACAAGCAAAAAAGUAAUAGAUUGACUGUUAAAACCUGCUAUCCACAAAUUGGCUGACGUACUUGUAAUGUUUUGCUACAUCCUACUGUAUCAGAAACAUUAUAAACGUUUUUUAUCCUAAAUUUAUUAUCCGGAAUUAUUACUGUUAUCAUUUAGCUGAGCUAUGACUUUUUUUACAAUGUACUAAUUAAAUAUAAUUUAU
Messenger RNA from Teleopsis dalmanni, 2446 nucleotides. It is a transcript of the gene Men-b, whose product is annotated as NADP-dependent malic enzyme. The transcript is spliced from 9 exons. The coding region runs from base 303 to 2261 and encodes 652 amino acids. Gene Ontology annotation, molecular function: NAD binding; malate dehydrogenase (decarboxylating) (NAD+) activity; malate dehydrogenase (decarboxylating) (NADP+) activity. Gene Ontology annotation, biological process: pyruvate metabolic process; malate metabolic process. NCBI's taxonomy places the organism in Eukaryota, Metazoa, Arthropoda, Insecta, Diptera, Diopsidae. Gene Ontology annotation, cellular component: mitochondrion. The record is from RefSeq and is a predicted model, not a curated record.